AUGGCCUUCGGUGAUAUUCGAGUAGUCCAAGAUCAAACAAGAUAACCAUAUAUUUUUAAAUGGACCUCAACUAACUAAGCCUCAGGAGUUCUCUCAUUAUAUUGCCCUCUGGGAAUUAACAAAUAUCUUUAUGAAUAAUCGAAUGAAGACUAUUACUACUUUUUGUAGGGUGGGUACUUCGGAGACAAAUAGGAGUUGAAUUAUAUCAUUUAUAUGGAAAUUCUAUUUGAAUAAAGGCUAGUUGUAUUUCAUGUGCAGGUCAAUACAGAAGGGAAGUGGGUAGAGUGUACUUUCCAAUUUCAACCUUUGGAAAUUGAGGGCAUCAGGAUUAGCACUAUUAUCUAUUACUAAGAUUCAGGCUAGGUUAUGGUUGAAUAAUUUUGGGGAAACACUAACAGAAAAUCUUUUACCUUUCCAAAUACCAUCAAACCUAAUUUUGUUGUAACAUAAAUCUCUGGAGGGAUAUAUUCAGAUAUCAACCCGAUGACUGGUACUAAAAUCCUGUUAAAAUAAUUUCCAGGGAAAAUGAAUGCAGCAAUAAUAUAAAUGUCAGAAUUGAAAUAUCUUUGGAGUGGUUACCCUUCCUUAUAGGGUAGCAAUGCAGUCUUAUUACAGGAGCAAAGCACUGAAUUUUAAGAAAGAGUAUCUAAUUCAUUUUAUUCAAUCUCGACCCAAACUCAAAAGGAUUAUAGAGUCUCCUUUUGGGCCAAAGCAUAAGCAUUAUAUGAUAGCAAUUUCGAUUAGAUUAUACAUAUAUUAAGAGUCGUUGCAAAUAGAUUUACAUAAGACUUUAUGGCAACUGGAUCUAAUUCUUUUAUUUUAGAUUAUGUUUACGAUAAAGAAUCACAUAAAUGGAUAUUUAGAAUCUGUUUUUAUUCAUAAAUUAUUCCAAUUCUUGUUCGUUCGAUCCCAGAUAAUUCUUUAGUCUUAAUUACUAAAGAGAUUCUAAUAGAUAAUUACUCAUACAUUAAUACUUGGCAUUUUAUUUAUAUUGACUACUCAAUUAAUACUAUUACUUUUUAUUUUGAAAAUCCUGAAUUCAAUUACAAAAUUACUUAAUAAUAUGAAAAUGUGUACUAAUACCAAUUAAUUUACUAUCGAUUAUUUUUUGGAGGUACUUUCAUAGAAACAAAUUCAUUAACAAGAUCAUUUGCUCUUAUAUCCUUUUAAGAUCAUACUAGAUCUAUUAUAAAAUGCCAUAUGUCAUGUCAAACUUGUUUUGGUCCCUUUUCAAAUAAUUGUUUGAGUUGUCCACCUAAUUCUAAUCGAGUCUAUGAGCCCAGAGAAUCCACCUGUUCAUGUUAGUUGUGGUAUAAGGAAUUCAACAAUCACAUUUGUAAAUUAUUUUCUAAUGAUUCCAUUAAAAUUAAAUUAGAGGAAAACUUUCAAAAGGAUGACUUUAGGAAGCAUUGUAACUUUGGAGAUUUUGAAUACAAUGAAAAUUGCUAUAAAUGUCCAUCAGCUAGUCAGAAUAACUAGAUUAUAUGUUCUGCUUGCUUAAUGAGACCAACUGAUUGGAUUUACAAUAAUCCAGCAUGUUAUGAUAUAUACUAUCAAUAUGAAAACAAUCCAAAUUAUCAAUAUGUGUAGAUGAUGACAGAUUAAAAACUAGCAAAUCAAUAUUACAUUUUUGAAAAUUAGGAGCUUUAACCUUGUCAGGGAUGUAAAUUAUGUUAAGAUAAAUUGGAUGUUACUUGUCAAUUAUCUUCUUAUUUACAUUUAGAUAAGGAAACUUACAUACAAUGUUUAGAAGGAUAUUACUUUAGCAAUGGAAAAUGCCUUAAAAAUAAGUAGAACUUAGAUAUCAUUAAUACGUCAUGUAAAAAUAACUGCUUGAAAUGCAGUAAUAGAUAAUGCUAUUUAUGUUCAAAUAAUAAUAAUUUUUUCUUAAAUUAUAUGGGAUAAUGUUAAUUUUGUGCAAUUAGCAAUUGUAAAUAUUGUUUCUAAUACAAUUCAUAUAACCGCAUUGAGAAUUCAAUCUUACGAGAUGGAUUUUAAAAAAGAAUACUUUCUGACGAUUUUGAAGUUGGUUGUGCUUAAUGUUUAAAAGGAUAUGUUUAUUCAUUUCGACUGAAAUAAUGUCUCCCUUAAUAUAAUGAAAUUGACUGUUAAAGUUACAUUAAUGAUUAAAAUGAACUAUAAUGUUAUUCAACCUAAUUUGAUAAAUUAAUUACUAAAUUUUAAUAGAUCUAAAAUUGUUAAGAAUAAUUACCAAAUUGUGAGUAAUGUAUCUAUACAAAAUUUAGUAUAUUAGUAUGCAUAAAAUGCUCUUAAGGUUUUUAUAUUAAUAAAGUUAAUGGAUUAUGUAAUAAAUGUGCUGAUUAUUAGGUUUCAGAUUGUGGAUUAGUUGACUUUUAUCACGAAUAUUAAAAGUUACUAUUAUAUGGCUUUCUUUAACAUUAUACUUAAACUUUGAAUGAUUUAUCAAUCCUUUUUAAUGAUUAUUAUAAUAUGGAAAUUUUAGAAUGCAACUCAAACUAUUUAUUAGAUAAAAUUCAAAAUUAAUGUAUUGACUAAUGUAUUAAAUGUGAUAAAUGUGCCAUUGUAAAUGGGUAGAAGUAGUGCCUCAAAUGUACUUUAUCAUCCGGCUAAUCUAGUUUUUAUUCUUAGAAAAACGGUUAAUGCUAUUAAUGUCCUUAAUUAUGCAAAUUUUGUUUAUAACUUGAUUAAGAUCUAAUAUCAUUAUACAACCCAUACUUUUUAGUCACAGAUUCAAGUAAAACAUAGGCUAUUAAAUGUCUGAUUAAUUAUGAUUAAAACUUAACAUACAUUGAUUAUAGGAGUGGUUUAAUUAAACCUUUUAAUCAAGUUACAAAGGAGCGACUAACCUUUGUAGCCUAGGAUGAUAAGACUUCCAUUAGAAUUUACGAUUUUGAAGAUAUCAUUUUAAAAAGCAUCAGUAAAAUAUCUUAAUAGAUUUACCUGGGAACUAAUUAUUUAUAUUCACUUUUUAGUUAUUACUAUUCUGUGAACAUUUAUUCUAUACAAUUAAUGGUUGAUAAUAAUUUUGGUGUCGGAUUAGCUAAUAUUUCUAAUGCAUCUGAAGUUAGAGGUUAUUAAUUAAACAUAGCAAAAGAUAAUUAUAAUUUCAAAAUUGACUCCGAUUUUGGAGUAAAAUUUUAUAUUGAAGAUUGCAAAAUUACAAAUAUAAUUUCUAAAUAGUUAUUUACAAUAAACUAACCACUUCUAACUAGCCUUAUACUAUUUAAAAUAUAUAAUAUAACCUUAAGGGAUUCUUAAGUCUUCAUAAUAAAUAGCCAUUUUGAAAAUUCCACAAUAGUAGUCAAGGAUUUUCUCUAUACUAAUAGUAUUUUUAUAGAAAGCAUCUUUCUUUUGCAUUCAUCUGACUAACAUGAUAGUGUCUUCAUAAGCAAUCUCACUUUUAUAAAUUGCACAUUUAAAGCAAGUUCAUACUUCAGUCAAAAAACAUUAGUUAGCAUUAUUAUCAUAUAAAUGAACCUUAUAAAAUUCAUAAACUGCACCUUUAAGGAUAGCAUUCUAUUUUAAUUAAGUGAUAGCAUAAAUUCAUUUUCCAUUCAAGAUUUAAAGGUAAUAAAUUGUUCAUUUUACAAUUCCUCAUUAUUAUAAGGUUUAUAAAAUUUGAGGCUAAACUUGGUGUUAUUAAAUAACUUAACGUUAAUAGAAAGUAAUUUAUUCCUUUAUUUAUAUUCCUUAAGUAAUUAUACAAUAACUAUAACUCAUUUAAUAUGCUAAGGGCUGUUAUUUAAUACAUCAAAAUUUCUUCUAAUUGAAAAUUUACAGUAAUUUGUUUAAAUAGAUGUUAUCAUAUAAGAUUGGAAUUUAGAAAAUAUCAAUUUUAUGGUGACUAAUGAAAUUAUUAAUGAUAAUUCCAUUCUCAGUUUUUAAAAUGUUAAUAGUUAAAUAAAAAAUCUUAUAAUAGAAAAAAGCAUAUUGUUUACUUUACUUAUUUUUUAGAAUUGCCAAGAAGUAAGUUUAACUAAUAUCUAAAUUUCUUAAAUAGAAAAUGAAGUAAAUCAAUUGGAUUCUAUUGGUAAAUUUAAAUAUUAAAGAUCUGUAAUAUAUAUUUCUGAAUUUACCUAUUUAAAAAUUAGUUAAUUAUAAGUAUCACAUUGGAUUCAAACAAGUGAUUCAUUUUUAAUAAUAAGAUGCGACUCUUGUGUUUCUAAUUUCAUUUAAAUAUCAGAAUUACUAUUAGAAAAUUAUUCUAGUUUUAAUGUACUCAAUUAUAUAAACCCAGCGAUUUUCAUUCAAAUUGAUGCUGAAGUUAAAAUCAAUAUAACGAAUUGGAAAUUUAAAAGUUGCAACUUUUGGUCUCCAUCUCCGAAUAAUGAGAUGAUGGAAGCAGCUUUAAUAAGAAUUAAAUCGCCUAAAUCUAAGGUAAUUUUUAAUGAUUUAACAUUUAAAAUAGCAAAUGUUUACAAUUCAUCUAAUUCCAUUGUUGUUGUUGAUGCCACAACUAUUUUUAUGUUCAACACUCAAGUAGAUGAUAUAAAUACUCAAAAUGCUAUUGGUUAAUUAUAUGCAAUUUGUGGAUUCGUUAUUUUUAUGGCUGAAUAAAUUAGAAUUAUUAACACAAGAAUGAGCAAUAUCAAUAGUGCAUAAUAUGGAUUUUUUUACAAUCAACUUAAGUAAUAAGGAAAUCUUUAUGUGUAAAAUUGUAUUUUCAAUAAUACAAAACUAGCCACAACUAACUUUUAUAUGACAUAAUUAGGAGGAAUUUUUACAAUUGAUGGAAGAUUAUCUAUGCUAUAACUUAGUUUCAUAAAUAUUACAGCGAUAAAUAUAUAUGCAGAAAAAAAAGCAGCCUUUUUAUAUUUAAUACCAUCUUCAAUUUCAAAUUAGGUAUUUAUGAAAAAUUUAAACUUUAAAAAUUUAAUAUCAGCAGAUAAUUUGUUUUGUAGACUCAAAUUUCCCUCUAAUAGUUAAAAUAAUAAAAUUGUAUUAGAGUAAAUUGUAAUUAAUAAUAAUGAGAACAGCACUCUUUUAUAAUAGCUAAUUGGAAGUUAAAAAAAAGGGCAAAGUGUAAGUAAUUAUGAAGGCCUUAUUUCAUCUUCUUUUAGUUCUGUUUUAAUUAAUGAUUUUAUAUAUGAAGGCUAUUUAACUCAACCAAUUUUUAUACUAAAUGUAAUUUAUAGUCUAAAAAUUAGCAAUCUUAAAUUUGUAUCAUUAUCUAUAUUUAAUCAGUUUGAAUAGUUGAUUAAUAUAGAAAUUUAGAAUGCAGAUUUGGUUAUUAUGUAAAACUUUUAAUUUGAGAAAAUGAAUUUGUUAUAUUAAUUAGAGUAUUUCUUGAAAAUUAAUUGCACUUCAAUCACAAACCCUAUCAUAUCAAAUUCAAUUUAAUUUAUAAAUAACUUUUGUCCUUAUUGCUAAAAUGGAUAUAUGGCAAUUUUCAAUAAUCAAAAUUAAUCUAAAGUAGUAAUGAAUGAUUACAUAUUUUAUGACAACAAUUGUGGUGUAUAUUGGUGCUUCAUUUUUCAAAAUCUUUAAUUAAAAAUAUAAAAUUCAUUCUUUAUAAAAAACUAAGGCCAAAAUAAUGGAAUAUUAUAUGGAACUUAAAGUGUGCUAUUAAUAUAGAACAGCAUCUUGAAAAAUAACUAAAUAAUGAAUCAAGCAGGAGCAAUAUUUUUAAAUAAAUCUAUAAUUGAAGCUUAAAAUUUACUAAUUGUUAAUAAUUCUGCUAACAUUGGAGGGGCAAUUUAUUGUGAGAACUCUAAAGUAAAUAAAGAAACAAGAAGAAAAAUCCUAUUUUUAGAAAAUAAUGGAUUUUUUGGAUUGAAUAAUAUUCGAGAACAUGCUGAUUUUUUAAACCUGAAUAUGUUCGGAUUUUCAAUAGACAAUAAAAGAGAAAUAUAAAAUGAUGAAAUUUUUGAUAUUCCAACUUAUAUCGUAAAUCAUAAUUAGAUGAGAGUUAACAAAACUUUUAUUGAAGUCGCUAGUGGUUAAAAGCUGAAUGAGUUUUAAGUGUUCGAUAAAAUUUCAAUGUAAUAUUCAAAUUAUACUAUAUCAUUAUAAAUUGAAUAAUAUACUUAAUUAGGUGAAAAGAUUAUCUAAGAUUAAGGUGAUAAGUGUUCGCUCACAUAAUAUUAAGUUAAUUCUGAGCUAAAUUAAACUAACUAUGAAAUCAUAUCAUCAUCUUCAAAAGAAAAUAUGACUUAAUUAUAGUUUGAUCCUAUUUGGGAAUCAUAUAAACUGGAUAACUUCAGUUUUUAUUUAGACCCUUAUUCUAAUUAAUCAAUAUUUUUGAUGGUAUUAAUAAAAUGUGAAUAAAUGCCUUAAAAUUACAAUUUCAUUUUCAAAAUAAAAACAUUACCUUGUGGUAUUGGAGAAUACUACAAUAACAAAUAGUGUUUAAAAUGUGAUUUUGACAAAGGGUAUUUUUCAGUAACAAAAAACUCAUUAGAAUGUUAAAGAUUAGAUCCAACUAAAAUGAAAUCAGUGACUUCCUAUUAGAUAGAGUUACUCUCAGGAUUUUGGAGACUUUCUUAUUACUCUCAUUAUAUUGAAUAAUGCGAGAAUCCUAGUUCUUGUUUAGGAGGUUGGAAUGUGAAUUAAGAAUCAUGUUUUGUAGGAUACAUCGGAGCUAUUUGCAAUGAAUGCGAUAUUUACAAUGUUAGGGGACAAUCUUCCUAUAUAAAAUCGUUAUCAGGUGUGUGCUAAAAGAAUGAGAAACAAAAAGAAAUCUUUUUAAUCACCUUUGUUUUAAUGCUAUUCACCUUUAUUGUAACAUAUGUGAUUUCCUUUCUUAAAUCUGAGAUGCACUUAAUGUAUAAAAGAAUGAAGUACAUGACAAUACAUCACAGGAUAUUAUUUCAAUAUCAAUUGAAUACUAGUUUAAAGUUGUUAAUAAAUUUCAUGUAAAUUCUAUAUCCAAUAUUGCCACACUUAAAAUUUAAUGAGGAUUUUGCUGACCUAGCUUGGCCAAUAGGAAAGUCAUCAAAAACAUUAUUAUUUUUAAUUAAUUUUGUGGCUGAUAACUUUGAGAUAGAAAUUCCUUACUUAAAAAUGGUUUGGGCAAUGCUUAUUCCAAUAUUUUAGAUGAGUAUUCUAUUGUUCUUUUAUGCAUCCAUAUAGAGGAUUAACAACAAUUCUCAUAUUUAACUUAUGUUUAUUUAAUCAUCGUUUAUUUUUUUGGUUUUCUAUUCAAUUCCAAAUAUAAUGGAGGAAUUGACUAUUGUUCUUUAGAGAAGAAGCAUUGCUAAUAUCGAUUGGAUAGGGGCUAAUUUAGCGUAUUAAUACUAAACAAAGGAACAUUAAAGUUGGAUAUGGUAGUUCAUAGUGCCAUCUAUGAUUCUGAUAUUUUUGGUAAUUCCUAUACUAUUUUUCACAUUCAUAUACAAAAAGAAUAAGGAAACAAAGAAUAUCGAUAUUUCUUAUGGAAUAUAUGGAUAUCUAUGCAGUGAUUAUAAAGAACAUUUAUACUUUUGGGAAUUAGUAACCUUGGAGAUGAAAUUAACAUUAAUCUUUAUUCUAUUCUUUCUUGAUAAUGAUAAGAUAAUCCUUAAAAAUCUAAUAUCAAUUUUAAUAUUAUUAGGAUAUUAUGCAUCAAUAAACUCUUUAAAACCUUUUUCAAAAUCAAACUUGAAUAAACUUGAGAAAUCUGGAAUCAUCUUAUGUUGUGUAUUUAUUUCAUUAAAUAUCUUAAUAUCGGCAUCUUAGAAAUAUUCUUAUAUUGAAGUACAAUAUCUAACUUAAAUUUUGAUGUUGUUAAUAUUAUUAUUUAUUCUUCUAUAUACAUUAUUCAAAAUAUUGAUAGCCUUUAUUAACAGAUACUAGGAUAUAAUUGAUAUAAUAAGAAUAGCAAUAACCUUAAGAUUUCCGAAUUUUUAACAUUAUUGUCCCUUUUUCAAAAAACAUUUACAGCUCCGAUCUGAAACUAGGAAAAAUGUUAUAAAUAAAUUUAAGAGAAUCAAAUCAUAACUUAAACUUAUGAAGCAAAAUAAUAUUAGAAUUAUUAGGAACCCUAUAAACAUUCAGGAUGAACUAGUUUCUAACAUUAUGCGUUCUGAUCAGAGAAAUUUGAUACAAUAAUACUCAAUACAAAACUCGUUUAUGUUUUGA
This is a messenger RNA of Paramecium tetraurelia, 8040 nucleotides long. RefSeq lists its product as uncharacterized. The record is from RefSeq and is a predicted model, not a curated record. Lineage: Eukaryota; Ciliophora; Oligohymenophorea; Peniculida; Parameciidae. The transcript is spliced from 8 exons.